AUGGCUGAUACCAACGAGGCCACCAACAAGCAAUUGUUGGAGCUCAUGCAAGCUAUGAGAGAAGAUAUCUCUAGAAACAAGGAGCAGACGGAUGCGCGGUUGGAGUCGAUAGAGAGUGAUAAUGCUGCGCUCCAUGAAGAGGUGUUACAGUUGAGAAGCCAAAAUACUUCCCAAGGCCAUGACCCUGCUUCAGUCCAGAUCCCACCUUUUCCCCGCCUUGAACAAACACCGCCUAGAAACCCCUUACCUUACCCUUUAAAUACCCGAUUUGUCCCCGGAACUACCCCGAGGGGGUAUGAUGCUUCUACCUCACGAGAAAAAGACCCUGUGACAGAAGAAAUUCAGCAAAAUGUCGACAGGGAUGCUUCUGCCGAGUUGAUAAAUUCCCCAAAAAGCAGGCCUCUCCAUAUACCACGUUUUCCUGCUGCACCUUUCACAGGACCCACGGUAGCUUCUGUUGCUCAGGCAGCGAUGGCCAAACAAAUUGUGGAGUUGAGGGGAGAUAUAGACAAGCUGACCAAAGCACCUCCCGCUCUGGCCAAAAUUAAUACCAACUGCUAUAUGGGAUCGCCGUUUGUUGACAGGAUAUAUCAAACGGAUUUGCCGCACAGGUUCAGCGUGCCGAACAUGAAGUUGUACAAUGGGACUGACGACCCCGAAGAUCAUAUGGCCCAUUAUAAACUAAAAAUGGGUGCUAUCGCCAUACCGUACGGCAUGCAUGAGACGUGUAUGUGCAAAGGUUUCGGAUCGACUCUUACCGGUCCUGCUCUGCGUUGGUACAUUAACUUACCCAACGGUAGUAUUGCUUCUUUCGAGAAGCUAAUCGAGACGUUCAUGGUGCAAUUCUCGAGUAGUUGGAAGAUUCAUAAGUGCUCUGAUGACUUAUACCGACUGCCCCAACGAGUGGGAGAAUCCCUCCGUGACUUCCUGUCAAGAUUCAAUACGGAGAAAGUAUCCAUACCCUAUUGUGACCCAGGAACAACUAUUCAAGCGCUCCGGAGUUAUUUACUCCCAGAUGGGGAGUUUUAUGAAGAACUCAUGAAGUGCGAUGUGAGGAGCUAUGAAGAGGCUCUAAUCAAAGCUACUGUUUUUGUUCGAUGGGAGGAGGACGCAAGAAGAAAGCCAUCUAAUCCUCCUAAGGAAGAGAAGCGGGAAGAUAAGCGUCCAAGGAAGGAACAAUCGACCGUUGCGGAGCCUAGUAGUAACUGGAGCUCCCGCAAAUCCGGAGCAUCCAAUUAUGCCAAGAACUGUCCAGAGUACCCUCUUAAGAUACACCAAGUCUAG
Messenger RNA from Tripterygium wilfordii, 1284 nucleotides. RefSeq lists its product as uncharacterized. Bases 1 to 1284 code for a protein of 427 amino acids. The transcript has a single exon. NCBI's taxonomy places the organism in Eukaryota, Viridiplantae, Streptophyta, Magnoliopsida, Celastrales, Celastraceae. The record is from RefSeq and is a predicted model, not a curated record.